AUGGUUGCCAAAACCCCACUCACACAAAAUAAUAAUAAUAAUAUGUUACCUGUUUUUAAUCCAGUUUUAAUCAGAGAAACAUUAAACAAGGUGGAUCGUUGCAUGAAUCGGCUACAAGAACUUCAGUUCACUGUUUCUGGAAUCAAUCUAAGCCCUCGCAGUACCAGAAAUUAUCUCAGAACAAGUUUAAGGUGCAAGCAAGAAUCUAUUAGGAUUAAGAAUAAUGCACAAAAAACAUCUCCAAUGGGGAAGUUUUCAAAAUCAGAUAAUUUAGGAGGUGAAUGGAGGAAAAUGUCAUUGGCUGCAAUGCUUGUUGGUGAAACUGUUGUAGAAAUUUUACAGGCAAGCCAGUUUGCUAGACAAAUGGUUUCUUCAGUUGGCACAAAACUCGCCACCGACGGUCCAAAAACUCCGUUAUCUCGACCCUCACACCAGAAAUCAGACUCUGAAAACACAGAAUUCAGAGAUAAAAGAAGGAAGGAGAAGGAAAAUAAACAACAGUCCGAUUCACCACCUUUACAACCUCGUCGUGCGCGUUCGAGAAUCAACUUCGAAGUCUCUCACCCGAAAAAAGUAAGAGACUUUGAUGAAAAGAAAGAGGAUAUUAAUAUUAAGCAUCAGCAAGAAUUCUGCAAGACAAAAUCAUCUGUCAUGUCAACAACUCCGCACAAGUUUCGCAUCAAAUCACCGUAUAAGUUUAUGACUGCAUCGCCAAAUAGAUUAACAACAAAAACAGCACCCAAGUUUCGGAUAAAAUCACCUCAUGUGUUUGUGGACGAAUCACGAAAUAGAGUAACAAAAACACAGCACAAGUUUCUGAUCAAAUCACCAAGUACAACACCACACAAGUUUCGGAUUGAAUCACCACAUAAGUUUCAGAUGAAAACACCUGCUACAAGAUUGAACUAUCCAAAGAGAAGUGAUGCUGCACCGAUAUCAAGUCGAACUAUCUCUCCUUCUAGAUUGGCUGCACCAACAAAGAGCAAGAAAAGUAAUGCAUCCCUGUGUUUGAAGAGCAAGAAAAAUGAUGGUUUAGCUAGUGGAUUGAAACAGCGGCCACCAACAACAAUGCACUUGCCUGCUCCAAGAUGA
Messenger RNA from Vicia faba (fava bean), 1092 nucleotides. Lineage: Eukaryota; Viridiplantae; Streptophyta; Magnoliopsida; Fabales; Fabaceae. The record is from the annotation of a GenBank genome assembly.